This is a messenger RNA of Carassius gibelio (silver crucian carp), 2746 nucleotides long. Its product is annotated as apolipoprotein L4. NCBI's taxonomy places the organism in Eukaryota, Metazoa, Chordata, Actinopteri, Cypriniformes, Cyprinidae. The transcript is spliced from 6 exons. The record is from RefSeq and is a predicted model, not a curated record. Gene Ontology annotation, cellular component: membrane; extracellular region. Gene Ontology annotation, biological process: lipoprotein metabolic process; lipid transport. Gene Ontology annotation, molecular function: lipid binding. The coding region runs from base 316 to 1986 and encodes 556 amino acids.
UGAGGAAUGUGUCAGUGUCAUCAGAACAUACAGAACAGAGCUGGAAAGUCCAGGUUUAGAAAGAAAAAUUCCUCCUCAGUGUUUUGUUCCAGUCUCUUGGAUUUGCUAAUAAGUAGGCCUACCGUUUUUCAGCCAGGAGGUAGAACUAUAGUAAAAUCAGCUGGUUGAGUUCAUGAGCGGUAUAAACAUAUAGGACUUCUACUUUCUGACCCCUGGGCUUCCCCCCUCUGCUACAGAGCUAACGUUUCUCACCUCAGUUUGACAAGUGUCAGUACCACAACUUUCCAUUUCAUCUGCAGACUACUCUGAAAAACGAUGGACACCAGGGAACAACUACAGGAGCUCCUGUCAGAGUAUGUAGAGGACACACUCAUCUGCAUUUCCACAGUGAGGGACUUCUGUGACAAACAACAAAAAUGGACCCUUCAGAGAGAGACAGAGCUGGAUAACAUCAGAGACAUCAAGGACAGAGCAGACCAAGUCAGUCUUAAGUUUGACCAUGUUCAGCGCUCCGAGAACAAAGCCAAGGCUUUUGGGCAAUUCCUGUGGAGUGGUUUAACUCAAGUCACCGCUGACUCCAGAUAUCAGGAGCUGGAGAAGGAACUGGGCGCUGUCCUGGAGGACACACUCGAGGGGCUGAAGAAACUUCACCACUUCCUGGAUGCAGUGGAGAAGCUCACAGUCACCUCACUGUUCGUCUUCACUGGACGGAGCUUCUUGCCAAAAGGAGAGAGUCCUGAAAGUGUGCGAUCGGUCAUCACAGCUGCCAGAAUGGCCUCUCCUCUCCUCAUCCACUUUAAACGAAAUCCAGAAACCUUCUUCCUUCCUUCACUUAAUAACCUGGACGUCCUGGCCUUUCAACUAGACAAAUAUAUGCGUAUCACUGAACGGAUCUGUGAGAAGAUGGAGAAGAAAUCUAAUAGUGUUUAUUGGUCUGGCGAUGUCCAUAGAUUUAAGAAGGGUGAGCCUAUAGUGAAGUUCAGCUUGAACUUAAGUGAGGACUCCAUGAAUAAAAUGCUUAAUCAUUUGAAGCAGUUGUGCAAAAUAAGGAUGGACCUGGACACCAGGCUGUCCUUAAUUUUUCAGGAACAGGCUCUGCACUUCAUUGGUGUGUUCAGUCAGCGUCGCUCUAGAAUGGAGCAGUUCCUGUCGGAUCUGGAGGAGAGUGCAGUUCAGCUGGACAGGAUGAAGAUGGGGGCCAGUAUCUCCACUGUGGCUGGCAGUUCAGUUGGGAUAGCAGGUGGUGUCUUGUCCAUCGUUGGUCUUGCUCUUGCCCCUGUCACUGCAGGAGUGUCCCUGGCUCUGACACUGACCGGUGUUGGUCUGGGGGUGACCAGUGGUGUCAAUAGUGUCGUAACAGGCAUCACUGAGGCAGCAGUCAACAGCCACCAUGGGAAAAAUGCACAGAGCAUUUUCCAGAGAUACAUGAAUGAUGUGGGGAAGAUUCUAGACUGUCUGGAGCAGGCAAGUCGUGAGGAGCGUUUAGUAGGGCUUGAUGUUGUAGAUAUGAUGAUUGGAGCAGGAAAGUUGAUAGCUCGUGCUGGAGGAGUGGCCAAAAGUAUUGAUGCCCUGGCAGAUGCAGCCUCAGCUGUUAAAGUUCUCAAAAGUGAAGAGGUGAUUGCAACUGCAGCGAAGGUCGGGCUCCAGGAGGCGCAAAGUGCACGCAGCAUUCCCAAACUCGCUGCAGACCUGCCCGACAUUGGACAGCUGGCAAAAGGGACGCCCCUAGCGCUCUCUAAGUCUGCUAGAGCUGGAUUCAUCACUCUAAAUGCCCUCUUUAUUGGCAUAGAUGUCCUGUUCAUUUGCAAAGAUAGUAUAAGUCUGGCCAGAGGGAGCAAGAGUGAGGCUUCUCAGCUCAUCCGCUCCAGAGCAGCUCUGUGGAAAUCUGAGCUGGAGGCCUGGCAGAAGAUCCAUGAUUCCUUAUGCAUAGGAAUAUGGAGCUUUAGGAAAAGCCAGGAAGUGCUGGAGCAACUGUUUCUGCCUUAAAUUUGUUUGAGUAAUUUGCUACUAAAGUACAUGUCAAGAUUCAAGAAGAGUUGAGAUGAACAAGAAAUAUUUGUAUUUAAAUGAAUGAAUGUAACUAUUACAGUUAGAUAUUCUGUCCUGCAACAGUAACCAAUUAUCAAUACUUGUGUUAUUUCAAGCUGAUUAACUUGUUAAUAAUUCAUGUUAGUAAAAUAUAAGCUUUACAGAGACCUGCUCAGUUUUCUUCAACUUGGACAACUGGACAAAGCUACGUCCAAGUAAAAAAAAUCUGUUUAUUCUUUACAUUUGUACAUUUUACAUGUCAAAAAAACAACAACAUUUGAAUAUAACCGAUUAAAAAAAACAUUGCAUUAAUGGGUCUUAUGUGUCUAGGACUUACGAUUUAUAUGGAGUGUUUAUAGUCUGGUUAGAUCUCACCUGUAGAGAGUAAAUGCAUUUGCUGUUUAUUGUCUGUUGUUUGCUCUUAGGGUGGUGUGUGAGUUUCAGUUGCUUCAGUUAAACACUGACAGAUCAAGUGAUGUGAUAACAUGGGUGUAUAAGCAUAAAGGGGAAUUCUUAAAACCACAUACGGAUUCCAGCCGACAAAUGAUUACAAAAUGUUAGUGUGUUUUUUUUUUUUUACACUUCCUCAAAGACAAGCAGCAAAACAGAAACAGGCUACUUUUGCAUAUUACAGGAAUUUGCUUAAUUAUAAGAUACAGCUUCACUACUAAAAUGUUGCAAAACAUAAAAUAAAAUCUGGUUUAAUUGAGCAUACAAA